This is a messenger RNA of Serinus canaria (Common canary), 6464 nucleotides long. Its product is annotated as KIAA0930 ortholog. The coding region runs from base 232 to 1593 and encodes 453 amino acids. The transcript has 10 exons. The record is from RefSeq and is a predicted model, not a curated record. Lineage: Eukaryota; Metazoa; Chordata; Aves; Passeriformes; Fringillidae.
CGGCCGUGCCGGUGCCGCCCGGCCGCAGCGGCAGCAGGAAGCGGCGGAGCGCGGCCGGGCAGCGAUCGGGCGGGGGCAGCCACCGCCGUGUCCCGGGAGGGGCCGGCGGGGACCGUGCCCAGGAGAAGCGGCCGGGCAGCGGGACCGGGAGGGCUCCCGGUCCUUGCCGAGCCGGAGUCCCGGUGCCGCCGCCCGGCGGCCUGACAUGAGCUCGGCGGCGGCGUUGGCAGCAUGGCCUGUGCCCGGAGGGACGGCGAGGCGGACGGCGAGCCCGACCGCUCCCUGCGGCACAUGCUGCGGGCCAUAGCGGAGGAGCGGAGCCGCGCCGGGCUCCGGCACGACAGCGGCGGCCUCGGGUGUUUCAAAGAUGACCGUAUUGUGUUCUGGACUUGGAUGUUUUCAACCUAUUUCAUGGAGAAGUGGGCCCCCCGGCAGGAUGACAUGCUCUUCUACGUCCGUCGGAAACUGUCCUACGUCACCGGGGAGAGCACAGAGGGUAAAAAGCAGGUUGAAGUUGAAGUUUACCGGAGAGAUUCUAAGAAGCUUCCUGGCCUGGGAGACCCUGACAUUGACUGGGAAGAGAGUGUCUACUUGAACCUCAUCCUGCAGAAGCUGGAUUAUGUGGUGACCUGUGCUGUGUGCACACGCUCUGAUGGAGGAGAUAUUCAUAUUCACAAAAAGAAAUCUCAGCAAGUGUUUGCCUCUCCAAGCAAACACCCGAUGGACAGUAAAGGAGAGGAGUCAAAGAUCAGCUACCCCAAUAUAUUCUUCAUGAUUGACAGUUUUGAGGAGGUUUUCAGUGACAUGACUGUGGGAGAAGGAGAAAUGGUCUGUGUGGAGCUAGUGGCCAGUGAUAAAAGCAACACCUUCCAAGGGGUGAUUUUCCAGGGGUCCAUCCGCUAUGAAGCACUCAAGAAGGUCUAUGACAACAGGGUGAGUGUUGCAGCUAAGAUGGCUCAGAGAAUGUCUUUUGGCUUUUAUAAAUACAACAACAUGGAGUUUGUCCGAAUGAAAGGACCACAGGGAAAAGGACAUGCAGAGAUGGCAGUGAGUAGAGUUUCCACUGGUGACACUUCACCGUAUGGGACAGAAGAAGAUUCAAAUCCAGACUCCCCAGUGCAUGAGAGAGUUACUUCUUUCAGCACACCACCAACCCCAGAGAGAAACAACCGCCCCUCCUUCUUCUCCCCAUCCCUCAAGAGAAAAGUGCCCCGAAAUCGAAUUGCUGAGAUGAAAAAGUCCCAUUCAGCAAAUGACAGUGAGGAGUUCUUCAGAGAUGAUGAUGGUGGAGAUCUGCACAACACGACCAAUCUCCGCUCGCGCUCCCUGUCGGGAACAGGGCGCUCACUGGUCGGCUCGUGGCUGAAGCUGAACAGAACUGAUGAAAACUUUCUACUCUAUGCACACUUAACAUACAUCACUUUGCCAUUGCAUCGAAUUCUAACAGAUUCCUGGUGGGCUGUGCCACAGUCCACGCUCAUGUCUCCAGUUCUUCCUGGUGCUGUGGCUGCUCUCAGGAGCCUCUUCAGUUGGCUGUGUCUCUGUUUCUCCCAUGCCCAGAUAUCCUGGAAGUGCGGCAGAAACCAAUCCUGAUGACAUAGCAGAGGGCGGGCACUGCCUUGGAGCCUCGUUGCCAAGUGCCUAUCCCCAGCGGUUUCCGUGCUAACACUACCACCUAGUGUCAGGAACAGAGACCUCCGCAGGAAAAAGGGACGUCCAGGAAUACCAGCCGAUCAAAAGUGCCUCUUUCUUCCUUCCUCUGCUGUCACACACCGAAUGCCCACAUGACUGGAGUGUUUCUGACUGGAAGAGGACUUUCAGCAAGACAAAAUAAGAAGGGGCUGCGUUUAAACUGAGUCAACACUUUAUGGACAGUUUGCUACUGUGUUUACUUUAUAACUAAGAAGCCAACAAUAUGUACAGAAUGUGCUAAACUUUAUAUUCUUUGGGAGAAACAUUCUAAGAAUUUCAUAAUGAUGUGCUGUUGGACAUCCCUCCAUAGACUCUGGCCAUACCCUCUCCUCUUCUGAUCAGCCAUUUGUGAGUGUGUGUGUGUGUGCCUGUUUGUGUGUGUGUGUGGAUCAGAGCAGGGAGAGAGCAGCUUCCUGCUAAAGGAAGAAAAGGAGAAAGAUGCAUUGCUGUUUUGGUAUGUGCAGCAGAUCAGGUCAGAGCUUAAAAGAGGCUGAAAAUGUUCCCAUUUUUCAUGUGUCAGUGUUAGGACAGGUGAACUCUGCUGACAGAUUUCCAUAUCUACCAAAGAACAGCAACAUUUUCAUCCUCAAGAGCUGGCUAAGAAAAUGAGCCAGUGAAAAGAAGGCUAAAAUGUGCUGCUAUAGUAAAGCUGAGGUUCAUCUCCAGUACUAAUGCUGCUUAUCUUCCUCUCAGUUGAGUCAAUUCCAGUUUGAGUCUAAAGUGAAAAACCAGGAGACUCUAAUCAGUCUCCAAAGGCCUAAAACCUUACCAGGAACCCAUCCUCCUGCAUGCACUGGACUUGGGAGUUUGUAGUCAUCCUUGGGGUACCCUUUGUAGGCAAGGAGGGCAUGAGAGCUGCUUUAUGAUGAGGCAGCCUGCCCGAAUUUUCCAUCUUUGGUUGUUACAUGCUGAAGCACAGAGAGCUUUCUUGAAAUACAAAAGAUGGAAACACAAUUCUGUUCUGAAAAGUGACUAAAAAUUGCAUAGUAGGAGAUCUGGUAAUGGUGUGUCAGGAGCUCUCAGGAAAACAGCCUUAUGUUUACACAUGAAGUCCAGCUCUCUCUAAACAGCAAAACUGCUGUCCUUGACAUUUGAAAACAAAAUGGUUGAAUGCUGAGGUUACUGUGCUCUGGCUGACUAUUUUGAUGAGUACAUAUUUGGGUCCAUUUAGGACCCCACAGCAGUGGGAGGGGUGGCGUGUCCCUUGGGGCACGUGAGACUCCAGUACAUGCACAAAGGGAGAGAGAAGAUGCCAUUUUGGUCACUUUUCAGACUCUGAGCACCAAAGGCUGAUGCUGUGGCAUGUGCUCUGAGCCUGGACCUUUGUCUCCCUCGUACCUGGUCUUUCCAAAGUGCUUUGUUGUUACUCUCACAGUAGCAUCUAAUGACUUAACCUCUCAAAUAGGACUUACUGCUUUUUUCCUCAGGCUAGAUUCCGUGGAAAUAGCUCCACUUCAGCAUAAAGGCAGACCAAAUUUGCCCUUCAGCCCACCCUGAUGACUCCAUGGUAAGGAGGUCUGGCUGUAUUUGAGGCCAGCUGUCACCUUAGCACAGCAUGGUGACCUUUCUUACACUGGCAGCAUGAGUGUAUGACAGGGACAGCUGGCCAGUUUUCAGUUGGCUUCAAAUGUGCUGCAAGAAAAUGUUAGAGAAAUGUUCCCUUUGUCACUACCAGCACACCCACUUUUCAUGCUGCAGCCUUGGAAUGUUGCCUGUGGUCUGUGUGGAUGUGAAGGUGUUUCCACCAUCUAAGCUGGUUGCCCCAGGCUUCCUCCCUGAGCCCAGGGAGAGGUGGAGUCCUCACACAGCAGCUGAAGUGCCCUCUCAAAGAACUUGCCAGGCAGCCUGGGUGGGUACCUGAGAUCCCCUACAGGUAGUGGGCCUGGCAUUAGUCAGUACAAAUAUUCUCUCUUUGCCCAUGCUGAGGAUUAAACCACUUCUCAGCUAGAAAGCAAGCCUCUCAAUGUGCUCCUUACUCUGUGCUUUCAUACUGCUGGACUGGGCAAAUCAGUGCUUGGUUUUCCUUCAAAGGUUCACUGCAGAGGGAAGGGAGAGAGGGUUCACAUUUGUCCUUGUGACAAUUAAUGCCUUUCAGGCAGGCAGCCAGAGGAACAAUGUAAAAAGGAAGUGUAUCCAGAUAGGACCCUCAUCUCUAGGUGCCUGAACACUUCUCAGUGGACAAGAAUUUGUAAUGCUCCCUUGGUGUUGUGUAUUAUGUUUAGGUGGCUUAACUUUGUGUGAUUUGAAAGACUGAGAAAAUCUUGCUGUGUAAGAUUUCAAAGCAAAUGAGGAAUGAUUCUAAGCUAGUGCAUUAGUUUAAAAGCAGUGCUAUGGAAGGUACAGUUUAGAUCCUACAUCUGUGUUUCAGGAGGUAUCAUCUGCUUUGUUACAUGUAUGUGGUUGGAUUUUGAUGUCUAGUGUUUGAAGGGCUGUAAUGUCCUAAAAAAAAGUGAAUUUACAUUAUUUCUUGUAUCUUGCUCGUGGGAUAUGCUAUAGGUACAUUGAUGACUCACCUUUUCUAGUAGAAAAGGACUACAAGUAUGCCCUCAUGGACAUCCAUGGAAAACAGAGGUCAAAAAGUCUCCUGAAUGUCAAUAGUGUUUUUUGGAAGCAAAGAUGUUCCAGAUUCUCAGUUAUUCCUUCUUUAAAUAACUGUCUUGGACUUUUUAUGUAUAGCCAGUGGUUCCCACUUUUUGUUAUCAAAUUCCACAUUUUGUUCUGCUUUUAAACAAACCCUGAAAAUUGUCCUUGUGUGGACAGAUUGACAGGGAAUUUGAUCAAAAAGUUUUGUUUGGGUCAGGAUGGCACAGCUGGACCCUUAGCAUGCUAUUGCACUACAUCAAAAAAGAAAAGUGAAUGUUAGUAAGAAGCUCUCACUCUGUUAAUUUGGAGGGGGUUUAAUUCUGUAGCUCCUAAGCAGUAAAGUGGAUUCAGCCCCUGUUGGCCGUUGAAAUAAUUGCUGCAGAUGGAGCUGGCAUGUCCUGCAGUGCCAUGAAGGCUGUUUGGCUGUCAUUGUCUUAAUGGUUGGAGCACAGUGUGUGUCAUUAGUUAUGCUGAUGUUUGAAGAUGCAGCUCAGUUAACAAAUUUGGGAAACUUUGCAGAACAGCUGUCUUUCUUUUUGAAAUUCCACUAUACCUCGUUGCUCAGUUAACUCCUUCCAUCCUUCUGACCAUUCACUCCCUCUGGAGAUCAAGGCUUACCACUUGAGCUCUUCAUAGAUGUUGUAUAUUGAUAUAUGUCAAAUACAAAGAUGUGAAUCUUCUGACCCAUAACAAGUUUUUCACUGCUGUCCAUUUUAACCCGUAUAAAAAUCUUGAGAUUUUUUUUUCUUUUACUUUGGUUGGUUAGUUGGUUGUUUGUUUUUUUGUGAGGGGUUGUUGUUUGUUUUGGUUUUGUUUUUUUUUUUUUUUAAGAAAGCUCUUAAAUAAAUUAUUUUGUGCUAGCAGAUUAUUGCUCUGCCUUAGAGACCACCAUGUAUGUGAAAUCAUGUUCUCUUACUGCCAGGCAGGACAAGGCAGAUUCCAAAUCUCUUUUUAAAAGAAGAUGCUUUUAGAAACUCUAUGAGUCUUUCAGCUGUUUUGGCUAAUCCAGAUUGUGUUGGUCCCUGUUCCUUCUCUUUUUAUUCUUCUGGUCUUCAUUGUUUACAAGGCUUGGGCAUUUACAAAGCUGGGCUCUGGAUUGCUGUUACCAUUUUUAUAGUUUUCUAUUUCUGGGCAUGGUGUGCUUUCCAGAAAAGAGAAUUGUUUGCACAGGUGGCUUUUCACAGUAAUAUGUUUUCCCCAAAGUACAUUCAUUAUUUAGACAGUGAAGUCGUUGGCUCUGCAGACAGAUUUCUUCCAGCAGACCCUCAUGUACAGAAUCCCAUCUGAUCACUGAAAUUCUGUAUGGAUGUUGAAUCCAGGGAAAUAGACUCUUAGACUAUUGACCUGUUUCUUGCCACUCACUAAUUGUUCCUUUUUGAGAUGAUUUCUUGUCCCAUAUUUUAUAGUCUGAAGCUUUCAUAUUAAAGACAGAUGUAAGAUAAAAUCUUCAGAAGUGCCUAAGCCCUGUUGUUACUCAGUGGGGUUUAAGAACAAAUUUUUAUUUAGGAAAAUAAUUUAUUCAUCUUAAAUUCUGUCUGUGUUGUAUGUAGCAGUGUCAAGAAAUGAUAAGUUUAUAGUUCUUGGAUGAACAGUGUCUCUCAUAUGAAUUCACUCUUUGUAUUUGAAAGACUCUCAUGGUUUCCAAAGGUCAUGGCUGAAAGCUCUGGAAAGUGGAUUUCCUGUGGUCACAGCAAUCAGAUGUCUGCAAAUGCCUUACACAUUCUGCAAGGUAUGACUGCAAGUGUGUGGUGCUGGUGUGUAGAAAUUCUGUGUCAAAACCAGGUACGGUUAUCCAGUUAAAGGCAUUGUGAAGUAGCUUUUACACAAAAACCUUAAACAAAAGAGUAUUUUACACCAGAAUGUAGCUGUUUGGAUACUUGGUCAAGAUAAUACAAGUCUGCAAGCAGGUUCCAAUGUUGAAUGUUCUCUAUGUAAAUAUAUAAAUAUUCUCCGCCUAAUUUUAUCAGCCUAACACAUGUUGCAUGGUUUGGGUUUUAUUUGCCUCAUCGAUCAUUGGUGUUGCUUAAAAGGUGAUGGGUUGAAAAUUGUGCAGGCACUGUACUGAGCCAUUUGAACAAAGAGCAAGGAGAAGGUUGUGCACCAAAAAUAAAGUUGACUGUGCUUAUGGCAGCAGUGAAGAAAGUGUUGGACCCUGCAGCAAAUAAACAGACCUCUUUAAUGACCAUGAA